Molecule: messenger RNA, 1003 nt
Organism: Arabidopsis arenosa
Lineage: Eukaryota; Viridiplantae; Streptophyta; Magnoliopsida; Brassicales; Brassicaceae
Source: the annotation of a GenBank genome assembly
GCCAUAAAUCUUAAAUAUAUAGAUGAAACAAAAUAGCAAGAAGAGCAGACAUUAAUUAGGGUUAAGAGUAAAAAAGAAGGAAACAGGGAAUAAGAAAUGAGAAGCGCCAUGAAAAGAGUCAGGAAGGAAGAGACGAUCGGGAACAAUGGACAAUGUUCUAAGAAACAAGACGAAAGCCAUAAAAAAGAUCCGUUUUCGAUUCUUCCUCUGGAUCUGAUAGUAGAGAUUCUCUUCAAAUUGCCAGCUGCCAAAUCCAUAGCCAGGCUCGUCUUCGUUUCAAAACUCUGGUCAUCGAUAAUCCGUGGCAAAGACUUUACCAAGCUGUACUUGACUCGAUCUUUCACUCGGCCGCGCCUUCUUUUCGUAGUCUUCCUUAACUACAUGCCGACGCAGUUCUUACAAUCCUUCUCCCAAGAAGAUCCAUCUUCUGAUCCUCAUCAUAGGUUACCUGAGGAUAUCCAAUGCCUAGUGAACUACAAUGGAAAGAUAGCUUUAGCGAGUCAUUCUAAAUUAGAUUUAGUUGUUGAUGAGAAUCUUUAUUUCAAGGUCAGGGGUACACUUAUUAGUACCGGGGAGCUUAUAUUUACACCGACUCGUCCAGUUAGACCGUUCUAUUUUAUCAGUUUCGAUCUCAAGGAAAACAAUGCCAAAAAAGUUGUGGUUGAAGGAAUUGGAGAUAACUUUCCUAGUCUCGAAUUCUAUUUCGAUCAUGUGGAGAGUCCUAUGGUUCUGUCAAAUGUAAGUUAAUCAUUUGGUGUUACCUUUCAUUUAAGAUCUCGGACAAUAGUAGUUUUCUGUGGAACUGGCUGACAAGCUUUGAUUUUCUUAUUUGAUUCGCAUUUGAAGAGGAAUAAGAAUUUAAUUUUGUGUUGUCUAGUUUGAUCUUUAUCAUCAUUUGGUUUCCUUUAUUUUUUGAAGCUUUCAUUCCAUAAAGAAUGUUACAUGUAAUAAUGUAUGGGUUAUAUAUCCCUCGGAUAUUGGUCAAUAUAUGGUUUUGUAUGUU